CAGCGCGGGAGAACGAGGCAGCCCCUUCCACCUGUCCGGUCCUCUCGCCUCAAAAUUGGGGGACCCCAAGGGACAGUGAGGAUAUCCCUAUCUCGGCUCUGCGCGCCGACGUUGGGCAUCUGCUGGGCGGGACUGAACUCUGGGGCAGUUAGAGGGUCCUGGCUCGUUAUCCCUGAUACCAGGCGGGCUCCAAAGGAUGGAUAAGAAAGAGCCGGGCAUUAGACACCCAGCUUUCUGGGUGUCUAGGUUGGGGAUGGUGACGACCGGGCUCCGGAGUAAGGAACCUCGUUGACUGAGAGUGCCCCAUGCCUCAUCCAAGGGCAGCCUCUUCCCCACCAUAGAGGGUGAUGGCUUGACCCAAACGGCUUCUGUUCUGUGGGCUAAUGAGGUAUGAAGCGGCCACUGAGCCCACCCCCACCGGCUGAGAAGGAGCCGCCUGUAUCUGGAGCUGCUGAGUGCCCCCCUCGGCCCCCAGAACCACCUAAGCCCAAGCGAGAAAGAAAGCGGCCAUCGUACACGCUCUGUGAUGUCUGCAACAUCCAGCUGAACUCGGCGGCCCAGGCCCAGGUGCACUGUGGGGGGCGGGCCCACCAGAGGCGGCUUCGGCAGCUCAGCUUGGGGAAGAGCCCCUCAGGGCCAGCAGGCCCGGCCUCCAGCGCCCCCAGCCCCCUGCUGGCCUCCCUGCCCCUGCCCACCCGGCCUCUGCAGCCCCCGCUGGACUUCAAGCACUUGCUCGCCUUCCACUUCAAUGGCGCUGCCCCGCUCAGUCUCUUCCCCAACUUCAGCACGAUGGACCCGGUCCAGAAAGCUGUCAUCAGCCACACGUUUGGGGUCCCCUCCCCUCUGAAGAAGAAACUCUUCAUUUCCUGUAACAUCUGUCACCUAAGGUUCAACUCAGCGAACCAGGCCGAGGCACAUUAUAAAGGCCACAAACACGCCAGAAAACUCAAGGCUGUCGAGGCUGCCAAGAGCAAGCAGAGGCCACACACCCCGGCCCAGGAUGGGGCUGUAGUGUCCCCAAUCCCAACGCUGGCCAGUGGAGCCCCUGGAGAGCAACAGAGUAAAGUUCCUGCAGUCCCACCUCUUGGGUCUCCACUCCAGCCACCACCAACUCCGGACCCUACAUCCAGGGAGCCAGCCCAUGAAGAGCUCUUGGAUGCUGCCUCCUCCUCGUCCUCUUCUUCCUCCUGCCCACCUUGCUCCCCAGAGCCUGGGAGAGAGGCACCAGGGCCUGAGCCAGCGGCAGCUGCCGUGGGAAGCAGCAUGAGUGGGGAAGGCAGGAGUGAGAAGGGGCACCUCUACUGCCCCACGUGUAAGGUGACAGUGAACUCGGCCUCCCAGCUUCAGGCUCACAACACAGGAGCCAAGCACCGGUGGAUGACGGAGGGUCAGCGAGCGGCUCCCCGGAGGAGCCGGGGCCGCCCGGUGUCCAGGGGAGGCGCCGGACACAAGGCCAAGAGAGUGACAGGGGGCAGGGGCGGCCGGCAGGGGCCCAGCCCUGCUUUCCACUGUGCUCUCUGUCAGCUCCAGGUCAAUUCAGAGACCCAACUCAAGCAGCACAUGAGCAGCAGGAGGCACAAAGACCGCCUGGCCGGGAAGCCCCCCAAGCCCUCCAGCCAGCACAGCAAGCUGCAGAAGCACGCAGCGCUGGCUGUGAGUAUCCUCAAGUCUAAACUGGCCUUGCAGAAGCAACUCACCAAGACGCUGGCAGCCCGCUUCCUGCCCAGCCCGCUCCCCACCGCAGCCACUGCCAUCUGUGCCCUGCCAGGGCCCCUGGCCCUCCGCCCUGCCCCUACAGCAGCCACUACCCUCUUCCCAGCUCCAAUCCUGGGCCCAGCUCUGUUUCGCACCCCAGCAGGAGCUGUCCGCCCUGCCACAGGACCUAUCGUUCUUGCCCCUUAUUAGCCCUCAUGGGGAGGCCAGAGCUGAUUUCCCAAUAGCCACUCCUUGUCUCCUACUGUCCCGAGACACCUUGGGUUCCUACAAGCCACAGAGACUGUGAACAGCUUCAGGGGUCCUGCCCAAUCCAGAAAGAACUGGGCUAGUUUCAAGGGCAGCUCCCUUCCAAGGACUGUCCCCACCCUCCUUUCCCAGGCCUUCCAGGGUUAGUCCUAGGCUUCCCUGCAUUUCCCACCCUGACAGACCCCAAAGAUCUAUGCAAAAUCUCAGCCCCAGCCACGUGGUGCUCUCACUUUCCUCCACCCAAGACCUACACCAGGCCCCACAUGGCCAGCCUCCAGGAAUCUUAGCUUCUACAAGCCAUCCUCUCCUAGCCGGGGAGCAACUCUCUGACCUCCAGUCCUAGGCUCUGGGGCUUCACUGGAGAUAGAGAUGGGGUCUUUAGCUGGAGCAGGCUCAAGGCUAUCAGGACAAGGUGACCAUAGGAGUGUGACAGAGGACCACGGAGGAGAAAGGGGGACCCAGAAGUCCUUCGAUCAGCAGUGCUAAGGUGGGGCAGAGCCAAGGAAGUGGUGGGGCUGGUUCUGAAAGCUUUUGGGGGCUUCAUCUGCUCUGAAGGGGUGGGACUGAGAGAAGGUGAUGUUCUGGUUGGGCCCAGGGUUUUGUUUGUUUUAAUCUUAGUCUUCUGGGCAUUCAUGGGCCCAGACAUUUUUUCUUUUUCCAGAGUUGCAUUCUGUUGCCCAGGUUAGAGUGCAGUGGUACGAUCCUGGCUCACUGCAGCCUCUGCCUCCCUGGUUCAAGUGAUACUUGCCGGCCGGGCGCGGUGGCUCAAGCCUGUAAUCCCAGCACUUUGGGAGGCCGAGACGGGCGGAUCACAAGGUCAGGAGAUCGAGACCAGCCUGGCUAAUACGGUGAAACCCCGUCUCUACUAAAAAAUACAAAAAAAACUAGCCGGGUGAGGUGGCGGGCGCCUGUAGUCCCAGCUACUCGGGAGGCUGAGGCAGGAGAAUGGCGUAGACCCGGGAGGCGGAGCUUGCAGUGAGCUGAGAUGCGGCCACUGCACUCCAGCCUGGGCGACAGAGUGACACUCCGUCUCAAAAAAAAAAAAAAAAAAAAAAAAAAAAGUGAUACUUGCCGAUGAGCCCAGUCUUAAUAUUGAGGGGGUAACUCAUUCCUCAGCAGCUCUUGUUAGCCUUCCUCUGACUUCCUGAACCCCAGCUCUUGGAGGGCGGGUGUGGGUCUCCCUCAGACUAUGGACUCAGCUAAUACCGAAUACCCCCAGGGCUCCCAAAGGAAGAGCUUUCCCUUCUCUCAACCAGCCCCUGCCACUGUGAAGCUGAGUAUUGGGAGGCAGUCUCACACGCACUUACAAGACCCAUUUCAUGCUGUCAACAUCAGUGUCACAAGCUCCCUCCCACUGCAGCACUGCCCCCUCUGCACCCCACAAUAUGGGACCUUGCCAGUAUCCCCCUGUAUCUUUUUUUUUAAGACAUUUCCAAUGGGAGAACCAGAAAAAGGGGGGAGGGGAGGGAAACUUUUUGAUAACAAUUGUGGUUUUAUUGUGUCCAAUGAAUGCAUCAAUAAAUGAACUUGAAGCCCAA
Molecule: messenger RNA, 3500 nt
Organism: Macaca mulatta (Rhesus monkey)
Lineage: Eukaryota; Metazoa; Chordata; Mammalia; Primates; Cercopithecidae
Gene: ZNF385C
Product: zinc finger protein 385C
Cellular component (GO): nucleus
Molecular function (GO): nucleic acid binding; zinc ion binding
Source: RefSeq, a predicted model, not a curated record